AUGACGCACACCUGUCCAAUCGUGACGCACGCUUAUCCCGCCGUGACGCAUACUGGACCCAUCGUGACGCACAACUAUUCCGUCGUGACGCACGCUUAUCCUAUCGUGACGCACACCUAUUCUAUCGUGACGCACGCCUAUUCCAUCGUGACGCACAUCUGUCCCAUUGUGACGCACGCUUGUCCCAUCGUGACGCACACCUAUUCCAUCGUGACGCACGAUUGUCCCAUCGUGACGCACGAUUGUCCCAUCGUGACGCACACUUAUUCUAUCGUGACGCACGCUUAUCCCAUCGUGACGCAUACUGGACCCAUCGUGACGCACGCCUAUUCCAUCGUGACGCACACCUGUCCCAUUGUGACGCACGCCUAUUCCAUCGUGACGCACACCUAUUCCAUCGUGACGCACACCUGUCCCAUCGUGACGCACGCUUAUCCCAUCGUGACGCACACUUGUCCGAUCGUGACGCACAUUUGUUUCAUCGUGACGCACACUACAGACCCAAAGUCAUAA
Molecule: messenger RNA, 513 nt
Organism: Megachile rotundata (alfalfa leafcutting bee)
Lineage: Eukaryota; Metazoa; Arthropoda; Insecta; Hymenoptera; Megachilidae
Source: RefSeq, a predicted model, not a curated record